ACGUCGCGAGUGGAAAGCUGCAUGCAUGCACUUUCUAUCUGCUAUUCACCGGUACCGGCGAAAAUUCUAAUUCUGAUCCAAGAUUAGUGCUCUUACGGCAAUUGGCCUUAUUGAUAAUCUAUUGGUCAAGUUAAAUUCCAGUCUACUCUAUUGGAAACAAAAUAUACGAAGAGCCAGUUCAGUCAAGCUUAUCACCUUACUCCUUCAAUCCAACUUAGCAGUCUGCACUAGAGUAAUUAAACAGAGUAUCACCCAUCCCAGUAGGUCAAACAUCUACCAGGAGAAAUGGAGAACGGAUUCCACAAGAAGCCCAGAUGGGAUACGAGAGCGUCCGAAGCAUCGCUGCGUACCAUUAAUCCUAUCCGUGGUAUCGUCGAUGGAAUGAAACUAGAGCCUAAUCCAGAUAAAGAUAUCAUCGCUCUAUCCAUCGGUGAUCCAACCAAGUUUGGAAAUCUUGAUCCGAGUGAAGAUGUAGUGGAUGCUGUAAAUGUAUCUCUCAAAUCAGGGAAGAGCAAUGGAUACAGUCCUUCUGUUGGUUUUGUUGACGCUCGUGCUGCAGUUGCCAAGAAAUACUCCCAUCCGGAUGCUCCUCUCACUUCAGAGGAUGUGAUUCUUACGUGUGGAUGUUCCGGAGCUCUAGACCUGGCUAUUGGAGUCUUGGCUGAUGCGGGUCAGAACAUUCUGGUCCCAAGACCUGGCUUUGCUCUGUACGCGACCCUCGCUGGAAGCUAUGACAUUGAGUACAGAUUCUAUGAGCUGAUGCCAUGUAAGUCAUGGGAGGUUGAUCUAGAGAACCUAGAAUCACAGAUUGAUGAGAAGACAGCUUGUAUCAUAGUGAACAACCCAUCUAAUCCAUGUGGAUCGGUCUUCUCCAAGGAACACAUUCAAGACAUCAUCAAAAUUGCAUCGAAGCAUCAUCUUCCUAUUGUAUCUGAUGAGGUGUAUGCUGAUAUGGUAUUCUCUGGCAGUACCUUCUACUCCGUGGCGUCAUUAGCCUCCAAUGUACCUGUGCUUACAUGUGGUGGGCUGGCCAAAAGAUAUCUGGCUCCAGGAUGGCGACUUGGUUGGAUACUUAUUCAUGAUCCAGUCGGGGCAUUUGAAGAAGAAGUUCGGCUGGGUCUGUUCCGAUUGUCCACCAAGAUUCUUGGACCGUGCACCCUGAUACAGAGCGCCCUUCCAGCUAUACUUGAGAAAACCUCAAACAGCUUUCAUGAGAACACCAUGGAUAUCUUGAAGACCAAUGCAGAAAUCUGCUUCAAAUUCUUGGACGCAACACCGGGCCUCAAACCCAUUAUGCCCAAAGGAUCUAUGUAUAUCAUGUGUGGAAUAGAGAUUGAUAAGUUCCAUGGUUUUAUGGAUGAUAUGGAGUUUGUUCAGUGUCUGAUGUCGGAGGAAUCUGUUUUUUGCCUUCCAGGAAAGUGUUUUGAGUAUCCCAACUACUUCCGUGUGGUGCUGUGUGUGCCAGAGGAGAAGACCUCGGAAGCUUGUAAGCGUAUCAAAGAGUUCUGUACCCGCCACUAUAGGGGUGGACUCAUCAACACGGUGGAGGAGACAUGAAGGAAUCAAUAUACACUGCAGCUGAUCAGAUCAAGAAUAAUUCAUCAUGAUGUAUUAAUACCAAAGGAGUAUAAGUAGAUGAUUAUUCAGUUUGAAAGCAAUAUAUAUACAAAUAGUAUUCUACAUCUGUAUAUAAAUUGGUCUUUAUGCCGGGCACUUACUUUCGUAAUGUUGAAUAGUUUUUUUGACUGAUUGUAGUCACAAGAAUUCUUAUACGUAUCUUUUCAUGAUAUGCUAUGAGUACUGUUGAAGUUCGGUAAAUAUAUAAUCAGACUUUCAUUCAAAGUUUAAAGUACUUGCAGGCUUUGAAGAAGCAAACGUAUUCACGUCAGACAAAGUUCAUAUCCAAACAUUGGUAAACUGAACUGGGUAAUUUACUCAUAGCAUGUCAUUAACAUUGUUCAAGAUCCUUGUUAUAAAAAACAUACAGUAAUAUGUUUAAUGUUACAAAAGUUAGUGCUUGUAAAAGUGACAUGCAUUUACAUUUGUAUGAAGCCAAGUACUAGUACAGAGCAUGUUACUAUGUUUAUGUGGAAAAGUUUUGUGCAAUAUGAAGUUUCUAUGAAUAUGAAGGUGAAUUUCAAGUGGUUGGGUAUUACCGGUAAGUAGGGUCUCCAUGUAAAAGGUUUAGUUUAAAACACACUAUAAAAAAAAAAUUCAGAAGAUUUAAAGAGAAUAUUUUACUACACUACUACAUAGUACUUUUUGUAAUUCUGUGCACCAUUUUCUGGCAAAUUUAACCCUGCUGUUGAGUUUAAGCUUUGUUUGAAGUCAAGUUUGACAAAUGGAGUUUGAUCAAGGUCUAAGUUUUUCCUUUGUUCAACAUAUGACCCGCUGUCUGGUUCAAUUGAAUUAAUAAAAUACAGACUACCUUUCCUAUUGUUUUGGGUUUACCCAACUUGGAAAUUUAAAGAACACACAAAUAUUUAUUCAUAGCUCAAUCAUUUGCACAAACUUUCACAUAUAUCAUGCAUGUAUAGGUGAAGGGUUGAAUAGAUCCAUGCUCCUUUUUCUAAUUGCAGCAUUCGUAAAUACUAGUGUUUGUUUGACAUAGGAAUGUGGCAUAUCAUUAAGACACAUUUGUAGACAAGGCUGUUUGGUCCUUUUGUCAAAUGUACGGUAAGUGUCAAAACGGCAUCAAGAUUUUCCUUUUCCCUUGUUAGGACAUAUGUCUUGGAAAUAAUAGAGUUUGAGUUGAUGUUGAAGUGUUUAGAUUGCCUCACAAGAAGAAAUGUUAUUUAACAUAGUUUGCUCCUUUGAUGUGAAUGUGUGCUUCCAAGCUGAGUUUGUCGUUGUAAAGAAGCAAUAAAUCAUCCAUGUAGAAUGCACUUAAUAUGUUAUCAAAUUGGCAACUUGUGAGGACAUUAACUUUAAUUGGCAGUAUCGCCUGCCCUAUAUAUAUAUAUAUAUAUAUAUAUAUAUGAUUGAAUUGACAAUGUUUCAAUUGCGUGUUCCAAAUUAUGUGCCUGUUCAGUUUCAGUAUAAUCAAACAAUGAAAUAUUUUACCUAAAACUGUAAAUGUUUAAUGACAGUGAAUUGCAAAUAUUGUGAGUUUAAAACCUGUUGUUGCCUUUUUUGUUGAAUUGCUCUGUGCCAUAGUAUAUUUAUUUAUUUUUGUACAUAAAAGCAAAGUUAUUCAUUUUAAAGAUUUUACGUUUAGAUUGUCUUAUUUGCACUUUUCCUCAAUCAUAUAUUUUAACAAGUGAUACUAUCUUUUAGUUUUGCAGCUGGCAUACACAAUUACACAUACUGAUUUCUAACUGGAAUCACAUUUACCCGAGAUAAAAUUGUCAAAUUUUCCAAACCUGAUGUAUAUUUCCAAGAAGGUUCAAGGGACCAUUUUCAAGGGAACGAGACCAUUUUGAAAGAAAUGAUUUAAGUUUGUCAUGACGGAACAUUUUCAAAAAUUUGAGGGUGACUAUGUGAAGGGUAAAGGAGUAUCUCUUAUUCAUCUAACUUUUGAUUAGAUAAUGUUGAGUGUUAUCUUUCAGACAUUGUAAAGAAAUCUGGUCGUUGAAAUUAGAUUAAAUACAAAAUGAAAAAAAAACUAGAUGAUGUGGUCAUGUAAUGAAUCAGAAUAUACUGUAGUCCAUUGUGUGUGCUAUUGCUAUCUUUCUAGCACUACUAUCCGUUUUUAGAAAUUCAAGCAAUUUUUUGUUACUUGAAUUUCUAAACCAUCUAAAAAUCCUUUGGAAGCUGAAAUGUACUGAUACAAUAUUCUUGUGUAGAAAUUGUUUUGUUUUGCAAAGAUUACAUAAAGAAGAGAUCUAUAUUUGAUAUGAUGUGGAAUAUAAUACGUAUUUCUUUAUGUAACAGAGUUUGUAAACAUUUAUGCCGAAAGCAACUGAAAUGUUUGAAAAUUAAGGUGUGUGUAAAAUUUGAACAGCUAUAUGUUGCUCAGACUCCAAUGCAGCUUGAGUCAUGUUAUGUUGAUGUUUUUGUGCAAGAAUAAUUUGAUCUGAUUUCAUUGAUUCAUGGGUAAAGAAUGCAAUGUCAGGCAAAACAAAAAUAUGUGUGCCUAAUUUAUGCAGAAAUCUAUCUUACUCCUUUUCCUUGUUUGUUAAUGGUGAGAUUUCUUGUUUUAUGAGGAUGAGGGUUAUAUUUUGAAAGCUGAGUUUGUAAUUCCUAUACAGCUGAAAUGUAAUGUUUGUGUAAACUCUGCAUUGUAUCAAUUUGACCUGACUGACGGGUGUUCAUUUCAGAUACUAUUCUGGAAAUUGUUCAAGUUACAAUUAAACAUGUUUUAGUAUUUUCAAGAUUAUUGUUUUUUAACACUGUUUGAUGAGCUUGGUUCUAUAUGUUGAAAGAAUAUAUAUAUAUUUUUUUUUUUCUUUGCUGUAAAUAGUGAUAUAUUUACUCUGCUACAGUUUCGAGGUAUAUGUAGUAGGUCAAUUGUUUCAGCAUUAACAUUGUGUUAUAUAUUAGUAUAGUUUCCCAGAGCUACCAUGUGACAUGAUGUACAUAUGAAAGGCUUAGUUAGUCAUUUUAUAAGGUGAUGGUGUAUAUUUAGUCUUAUUCAAAUACCCCUAAUUCAGAAACUCUUAGUGUGCUUUAUAAAGCAGGGUGUGUGCAAAACUUAUAUACGUCACUCCAUGUAUAAACCUGAUUAUUUAUUUCUUCAUUUAAACAGGAUGUUCUGCAAAAAAUUGCCUACCAAUCGCUUUGUUGUUCAAGCACAACCAUUUUGGUUAACGUACAAGGAGCUAUACCGUAUUGAUGUAAUUUUUUUUUUUUAUCUCUUUUAAGUUAUUUUUGCAGGUUAUAAGUUAAAACUCUUUAAUCUGCAUGGGCUUAUGUUAGAUAUCUUGUUUGUUAACUUAUAGAUGUAAACAUGCUGAUAGUUAAAAGUUCUACUUUUCUUUAGUAAGCCCUAUGGACUAUUCAAAAGCAUCAUUAUUAGAGCAUAAAUCUAAAUAUGAACCCGCUAUCAGUUAAAGCUGUUCAUUUCAAGAUCUGUGUAUUUCAGAAUCCAGAUGUAUUUCUCUGAAAAUGCUCAUUGUGCAAAAGUUUUCCUUUAAGUAGAUCAUACCAUUUUGUCAUUUUCAGUGAGAGUCAAGUGUUUUUGUUUUUUUCCUGAAUGGCUUUACUUUUUAGUUAAUCUAAUAUUCUUCAUCUAUACAUGAAUUUGCAGUGAUUCUUGUGCUAGCAUAAUAUCAAUUCGAAAUAGUAUUCAGCUGAAAUUGUAAGUAGUACAUGUAGGUUGCACUUUUCAAAGUACUCUUGUUGAAAGUCGUAUUAAUGAAGUGUGGUAAAAAUUUUGCUGAAAUCUAAAGAGGUUUAUUCAAUCGAUGGAAAAAAAGAAGAAAAAAAAUCCUCAAACAGAAGAUAAUGUGCAUGAAGAACUGAUCACAUUAUGAAUUAUUCCAAUCCAGGCUUUAAUUGUCAUAUGUAAUAUCCUAUUAAAGCAAACUUUAUUUGAUUUUCAGACUUACCAGUAAUAUUUCCUGAUGUGGAGUAUUCUGAUAUAUUUUUAAUGGAAAAUUGCCUCUUUUUUUCUACUUUGAAAAAAAUUAAAUAGAUUUAAAUGAUGGGGCAUAUAGAAAUUAUUAGAAUUCAAGAUUGUUUGGAAAGGGUAUUUUCCCCCUUGGUAAAGUACAAAGUACAGUCAAACCUGUCUUAGUGGUCCCCUCUCUAUGUAAAGACCACCUGUGUACAGUGGCCAUGCAUUUUUGUUUCCCUCAAGAAAGAGAUAGAAAUGUGUGUUAUAGAACCUUUCUAGAAAGGCCACCUGCCUACAGUGGCCACUUUUCUGUUUCCCUUUUGUGACCUUUGUAGACAGGUUUGACUGUAUGUCCCAGGGCAUUACAAACUCUUAAUUACUCUUGGUUUUCUCUUUUCUGCCUCAUACCUGGAAUAUUGAAGCACUAUUUGAACUUCUAUUUCACUGUCAGUAGUAUUAUAGUUCUGUCCGUUUUCUGAAGUGAAUUGUCGAUAUCUUUACUAUAUAUCAGAUAAUGUGUAAUGUGUGGCAUUAUUAAAUAUCUUGUCUAUCUGUCAAGAAAUGGAAGUUUUAUUCCUGGAAUAAUCAUUUGAAAUAUGUGUUUUCCUUUAGUUUAUCUGAAUAGUUAUUGAUGAACUAAACAUGCUUUAAUUAGUAGCAGAUUCAGGUGCAGACAGCUUCUAGUGGCAUGUGCUGUUGACCUUUAGAGAUUUUAAAAUCCAAACAGCACACCAAAAACCUAAUUUUUGGACGGUACUUACAAUUUGAUAGAGAUUGUACUCUGCGUUUUGGUAUUCACCAGUUCAAGUUAAAUGUACAGCCUACAGGGAGUGUCGCGUGUAAGAGUGAUGGAAAAAAAUCUGUGACAAAUUAUGGAUUGGGGUGAACCCCUCUUAUUCCUAAAAGGGUGCCAUAUGACUAUUUAAAAUAAUGGUUGGAAAAUGCUGCAGCGAUCUAUAUCAAACAAAAAUGUCUAAUCAUAUUAUAAUAAUAAUAAAAAGGGUGCUUAUAAAGCACACACAACCAAAGUCUCUAAACGCUAUAUUGAUGAUCCGUUCAGGUUUAAUUGCUCAAAAUGGGAGACCUAGCAAAAAAUAAAAAAAUAAAAUGAAGAAUUCACAUGAUUAUCGCAUUGCACCUGAAUGCUCGGAAUAGAAAAUAAAAAUGUUUACCAAUUAAUUAAAAGCAUUACAAUUUGUAA
Molecule: messenger RNA, 6698 nt
Organism: Strongylocentrotus purpuratus (purple sea urchin)
Lineage: Eukaryota; Metazoa; Echinodermata; Echinoidea; Camarodonta; Strongylocentrotidae
Gene: tat
Product: tyrosine aminotransferase
Exons: 13
Coding region: 286-1557 (423 amino acids)
Biological process (GO): biosynthetic process; aromatic amino acid metabolic process
Molecular function (GO): pyridoxal phosphate binding; L-tyrosine:2-oxoglutarate transaminase activity
Source: RefSeq, a predicted model, not a curated record